Molecule: messenger RNA, 444 nt
Organism: Strongylus vulgaris
Lineage: Eukaryota; Metazoa; Nematoda; Chromadorea; Rhabditida; Strongylidae
Source: the annotation of a GenBank genome assembly
AUGAAGAUGUUGAACUAUAUGGGAAUAACUCGAUUUGUUCUUAUUGCAAACAUCAAUUCAACGAUCUCUUCGCUUUCUACUGGAAUAUCUACGUAUCCCAAAAAUGUAGUUUUCCAGAUGAACGAUACUGUUCAUAUCUGGAACGACGUAUGGGAAUGUGUGGAGAAAAAGGACAGAAAGAGGGAUACUGCAGCAGUGCUUGUGACAAUGGCUGCACUUUUUACGAUAACUGGAGGUGGAGAUGCAAGGAUACUGGUUAGAUGUGAGUGUCAUUUUAAACAGCCUUCCUGUUUUUACCCUAAAAAUGUCACUUCAACUCUCUCUUCAUCCAUGAUCAAUGGAAAUCGAAUGAAUACAUUGAGUGCAAAAACUCCUGCAAAUAUAGUCAAGAAUUUCGGUAGACCUUGCACUUGUAUGGACUUAAAAUGUGUUCCCAUAGAGGAU